Molecule: messenger RNA, 2933 nt
Organism: Orcinus orca (killer whale)
Lineage: Eukaryota; Metazoa; Chordata; Mammalia; Artiodactyla; Delphinidae
Gene: PAIP1
Product: poly(A) binding protein interacting protein 1
Exons: 11
Coding region: 377-1825 (482 amino acids)
Biological process (GO): regulation of translational initiation
Molecular function (GO): translation activator activity; RNA binding; protein binding
Source: RefSeq, a predicted model, not a curated record
GUCUAGCUGCCCCUCUCCCGGCAGCCUGCAGGACCGCGGCCGCCGGCCCGCCGCGAACGGGGCCUCCGGGCCGCGGGGGGCCGCUGUGACCCGCCUUCGCCCCCGACGCGCCGAAGGCGGGGGAGCUGGGUUUUGGGGGAGAAUCAGAAAGCGGAGGGUAGCCGUGGGGGCCGGGCGCUCCGGUGCGGCGGCUUUGGCGGGUGCUCAAGCUGCCGUCCGCUCCGCCGAAGCGCGGAGGAGCCGAGCAGGGGCCCGCCGCCCUCCUCCAUGAGGCCCCAGUGAGCUCGGCGGCGAGAGCCGGGCUGCGACGCCUCUCCCGGCGUCCUCUUCCGAGCGCAGCGGCGGUGGCCCCCGCAGGAGGAGGAGGAGGAGGAGCAUGUCGGACGGUUUCGAUCGGGCCCCAGGUGCUGGUCGGGGCCGGAGCCGGGGCCUGGGCCUGGGCCGCGGAGGGGGCGGGCCUGAGGGCGGCGGUUUCCCGAGCGGAACUGGGCCUGCUGAGCGGCCGCGGCACCCGCCGCCGCCGCAGCCCAAAGCCCCGGGCUUCCUGCAGCCGCCGCCGCUGCGCCAGCCCAGGACGGCCCCGCCGCCAGGGGCCCAGUGCGAGGUCCCCGCCGGCCCCCAGAGGCCUCCCCGGCCCGGGGCGCUCCCAGAACAAACGAGGCCCCUGAGAGCUCCACCUAGUUCGCAGGAUAAUAGCCCACAGCAGAAUUCGGAGUCAACAAUGGCUAAACCCCAGGUGGUUGCAGCUCCUGUGUUAAUGUCUAAGCUGUCCGUGAACGCCCCUGAAUUUUACCCAUCAAGUUACUCUUCUAAUUAUACAGAAUCCUAUGAGGAUGGUUGUGAGGAUUAUCCCACUUUGUCAGAAUAUGUUCAGGAUUUUUUGAAUCAUCUUACAGAGCAGCCUGGCAGUUUUGAAACUGAAAUUGAACAGUUUGCAGAGACACUGAAUGGCUGGGUUACAACAGAUGAUGCUUUGCAAGAACUUGUGGAACUCAUCUAUCAACAGGCCACAUCUAUCCCAAAUUUCUCUUACAUGGGAGCUCGCCUCUGUAAUUACCUGUCCCAUCAUCUGACAAUUAGCCCACAGAGUGGCAACUUCCGCCAAUUGCUACUUCAAAGAUGUCGGACUGAAUAUGAAGUUAAAGAUCAAGCUGCAAAAGGGGACGAAGUGACUCGAAAACGAUUCCAUGCAUUUGUACUCUUUCUGGGAGAACUUUAUCUUAACCUGGAGAUCAAAGGAACAAAUGGGCAGGUUACAAGGGCAGACAUUCUUCAGGUCGGUCUUCGGGAGUUGCUGAAUGCCCUCUUUUCUAAUCCUAUGGACGACAACUUAAUUUGUGCAGUAAAAUUACUGAAGUUGACAGGGUCAGUUUUAGAAGAUGCCUGGAAGGAAAAAGGAAAGACUGAUAUGGAAGAAGUUAUUCAGAGAAUUGAAAAUGUUGUCCUAGACGCAAAUUGCAGCAGAGAUGUAAAACAGAUGCUCUUGAAGCUUGUAGAACUCCGGUCAAGUAACUGGGGUAGAGUCCAUGCAACUUCAACAUACAGGGAAGCAACACCUGAAAAUGAUCCUAAUUAUUUUAUGAAUGAGCCAACAUUUUAUACAUCUGAUGGUGUUCCUUUCACUGCCGCUGAUCCAGAUUACCAAGAGAAAUAUCAAGAGUUACUUGAAAGAGAAGACUUUUUUCCAGAUUAUGAAGAAAAUGGAACAGAUUUAUCAGGGGCUGGUGAUCCAUACUUGGAUGAUAUUGAUGAUGAGAUGGACCCAGAGAUAGAAGAAGCUUAUGAAAAGUUUUGUUUGGAAUCAGAGCGUAAGCGAAAACAGUAAAAUUAAAUUUCAGCAUAUCAAUUUUAUAAAGCAGUUUAGGUUAUGGUGAUUUAGCAGAACACAGGAAAGCAAGAAAAUGUGUCACACUUAUACCAAAUUAAGGAUGUUGAGUUAUGUUACUAAUGUAUGCAACUUUAAUUUUGUUUAACACUCUCUGCCAAAAUAAACUUUAUUCCCUAUAACUUAAAAUGUGUAUAUAUAUAUAAUAGUUUAUUAUGUACAGUUAAUUCCACUGUUUUGGCUGCAAUAAAAUCGAUUUUGAAAAAAAUGAAAAAUGUCGAAAGUAAAUUUUGCUAGCUGGUUAGAAGCUUAUCCUUUAAAUUGUACUUUCCUUGAGGGAAAAAUUCUUAGCCUGGAAAUACAUAUUACUGCAAAAUGUAGCAUCCUUUUUUAGAUAUGAGUAUUAUAGCUUUCACUUAGUUUUACAUUUAGUGUCUCAAUGAAUUGAGUUUCAAAUAUGAAUCAGAAUCAUGAAUAUCUUUAGCACUGAAGUCUUAGAAUAUAUCAUUAACAACUGAUUCACAUAUCCAGAUGCUAUUUGAGACCAAGGGCUUUUAAAAUGGCUUAAAAAAAAAAGACUAAGAACUCCCAACUAAACAACCAAGAUUCUUCACUGAGGAUUUACUGCAAUUCUAGAAUUGGUUUUUUUCACCUAACCUCACUACCCUAAAGCCUGGAACAUUAUUCUGCUUUAUUUAUAUGACUUUCUCAUUUUUGUUUUAUAGCAUGAGUUGCAUUGACUUUUUUACUAGAGAAUUUUACUAGAUCUUUGUCACUCAAGUUUUCAUCUGCUUUAUAAUUGCUAUACCUUGAGAAUCACUUUUCUAAUACUUUUAUUACUAUAAUGUGGUACCACCUCAGCCCUACCUAAUUAAUAUUUUUACCAAUGUCAAAAAUCUUUUUCCAACUAACUAAAAGUAAAACUUAAUGUACAAAAGGAUUGCUUGUAAAUAUGCAUGUAAAUAGUUCUGUUAAUAACCCACUGUUUUACAUUUGGUACAUCUGUGUCUGCCUAUACAAUCAGCUUUCUCACUUUUCUGCUUGUUUGUUUGGUCUGGAUUAAAAUUAGACUUUAAAAAUAAAAUUUAAAUAGUUUUGUUUCCUCUAA